This is a messenger RNA of Drosophila guanche, 855 nucleotides long. It is a transcript of the gene lft, whose product is annotated as protein limb expression 1 homolog. The transcript is spliced from 5 exons. The record is from RefSeq and is a predicted model, not a curated record. Gene Ontology annotation, biological process: autophagosome maturation. Lineage: Eukaryota; Metazoa; Arthropoda; Insecta; Diptera; Drosophilidae. The coding region runs from base 17 to 826 and encodes 269 amino acids. Gene Ontology annotation, cellular component: cytoplasm.
ACAUAUUAUCUUCAUAAUGGUAUAUCCUGAGGAACCCUUUUGGGUUUUACCCACGGUAACUGGAUUUUACGAAGAUAGAGAUUAUAGAGUAAAUGUAGUGGAAGCACUUCAAGAAUUUUGGCAAAUGAAACAGUCGCGAGGAGCGGACCUUAAAAACGGCGCACUUGUAAUAUACGAAUCGAUCCCGUCCAAUAGCCAGCCUUAUGUAUGUUUCGUAACACUGCCAGGGGGUAGUUGCUUUGGUAGCUUUCAGAACUGUCCAACAAAGGCGGAAGCAAGACGUAGCUCUGCUAAAAUUGCUUUAAUGAACUCUGUAUUUAAUGAGCAUCCGUCGCGUCGAAUUAGCGACGAGUUUAUUUUGAAGGCAGUACAGGAUGCACGUGCUUCUUUUAAAUCAACACAACAAGGCAAUGAUGGAACAGAGUCUGGCAUUGAAGCGUUCAGGUUUAUGCUGGAAGCAAAUAAGGGAAGAACCAUGUUGGAAUUCCAAGAACUGAUGACUGUAUUCCAACUGCUGCAUUGGAAUGGAUCUUUAAAGGCCAUGCGAGAACGUCAUUGUUCAAGGCAAGAAGUAGUGGCGCACUAUUCGAACCGCAGUUUAGAUGACGAAAUGCGUGCACAGAUGUCGUUAGAUUGGAUAGCUCGUGAACAUGAGAGCCCUGGCGUUAUCAGAAGGGAGUUGCUUUUGGCGGAACGGGAGCUAGAGACUUCUCGCAUGGCUGGUCGAGAAUUACGCUUUCCAAAAGAAAAGAAGGACAUAUUAAUGAUAGCUCAUAAUCAGCUGGGUGGAAGUAAUUUGAACUCGGCGUCUAUUGAUCAUUUAUAAUAAUAAUAAAACAACUUUAUCAUUGCAAA